Messenger RNA from Leptomonas pyrrhocoris, 724 nucleotides. RefSeq names its product hypoxanthine-guanine phosphoribosyltransferase. The record is from RefSeq and is a predicted model, not a curated record. Gene Ontology annotation, molecular function: magnesium ion binding; hypoxanthine phosphoribosyltransferase activity. Gene Ontology annotation, biological process: hypoxanthine metabolic process; purine ribonucleoside salvage; GMP salvage. NCBI's taxonomy places the organism in Eukaryota, Euglenozoa, Kinetoplastea, Trypanosomatida, Trypanosomatidae. The transcript has a single exon. Bases 98 to 724 code for a protein of 208 amino acids.
AGUAGUUUGAUUUUUUUUCCCCUUUGGCUAGCUAGCCUGGCUUUUUGCUCUCUACUUCGACUUUUCCCCUAUUUGUUUCGUCUUUUGCCCUACAGCCAUGAGCGACGCCGCCACGCCCACCGCUGCCGCACCGCCGGUGCGCAACUACGCGAUGUCGUGUAAGACUCUCGUCACGCAGGAACAAAUCUGGGCGGCCACGGCGAAGUGUGCAAAGCAGAUCGCGGCGGACUACAGACAAUACAACUUAACCGAGAGCAACCCGCUCUAUUUGCUGUGUGUGCUGAAGGGCAGCUUUAUCUUCACCGCGGACUUGGCGCGAUUCCUGUGCGAUGAGGGGGUGCCCGUGAAGCUGGAGUUCAUCUGUGCCAGCUCGUACGGCUCGGAUGUUAAAACCUCCGGCGAGGUGCGGCUGCUGCUGGACGUGCGAGACCCCGUGGAGGACCGCCACUUAAUGAUUGUGGAGGACAUCGUGGAUAGCGCCAUCACGCUGCAGUACCUGAAGCGGUUUUUGCAGGCGAAGAAGCCCGCCUCACUCAAGACGGUCGUCCUGCUGGACAAGCCGUCUGGCCGCAAGGUGUCGCUCGAAGUCGACUACCCGGUCAUUACGAUCCCACACGCGUUCGUCAUCGGCUACGGCAUGGACUUUGCCGAGUCGUACCGCGAGCUGCGCGACGUGUGCGUGCUGAAGAAGGAGUACUACGAGAAGCCCGCCAGUAAGCUGUAG